Messenger RNA from Scomber scombrus (Atlantic mackerel), 5488 nucleotides. Its product is annotated as myomegalin-like. The transcript has 20 exons. The record is from RefSeq and is a predicted model, not a curated record. Lineage: Eukaryota; Metazoa; Chordata; Actinopteri; Scombriformes; Scombridae. Bases 1 to 3201 code for a protein of 1066 amino acids.
AUGAAGAGCCGAGGAAGACGAGAGCAGACAGACCUGAGUCUCUGCAACUCCUCAUCAACUCCUCACAGGAUGAGGACAAGCGAGCGCUCGGCCUGCAGACAGCAGAAGUCGGUGCGUCUGCAGCUUCACAGUAAAGAUCUGCAGGAGAGGCUGAUGGUGUCUGAAGCAACAGUUCAGGCUCAAGCUGAACAACUCAAAGACUACAGAGAGCUGCUCAGUGAGUCACACUCAUCUCUGACCAGUAAGCAGAUCCAGGUGGACCUUCAGGAUUUGGGUUAUGAGACUUGCGGUCGCAGUGAGAACGAAGCGGAGCGAGAAGACACCAGCAGCCCAGAGUUUGAUGACCUGGAGAUGUGCACGUCUCUGGACUGCGGCUCCCAGUGGUGGCCCACCAACACCAACACCACCAGCACCAGCAGCUCCACCCUCACUAAGACCACCACCCAGCCCUCAGCAUACGGAGACGAGGCGUCCUCCCUGCAGCGCCUGGUGGAGGACCUCCGCUCUCAGCUGUCCCGCUCUCAGGCUGUGAUCCGCGGCCUGCAGAGCCGCCUGCGCUCUCUCUCCACCUCCAGCGACUACGGACCCUCCACCCCCCGUAAGGUCAACUGGUCCUUCCAGGCGUCUCCCUCCCAAAGCGGGGCGGAGGAGGACGAAGGCUGGCAGUCGUCUGAUGGAGGUCCGCUGGCUUCACCUCGUCACCCUCACCCAGACAAGAACCUGCAGGAGCUGGUGUCCCGUGUGGACGCGCUGGAGGAUCAGCUGAGGAAAGGAGGCAAGAAGACGGUCAGCGAGGAGGGGAAGUCUGCCACCUGGCCGGGUAAAUUCGACUCUCUGAUCAAGUCCCAGGCCCGGGAGCUGUCUCACCUCCGCCAGCGUCUGCGUGAGGGUCGAGGCGUGUGUAACAUCCUCACCCAGCACCUCGGGGACACCACCAAGGCCUUCGAGGAGCUGCUGAGGGCCAACGACAUCGACUACUACAUGGGCCAGAGCUUCAGGGACCAGCUGGCUCAGAGCAGCGCGUUGGCUCAGAGAGUCAACACAAAGAUCAGCGGACGAGAUCAACCUGAAGAUCCAGAUGAGAAGACAGAGCUGCUCGCCAUCCGGCUCAGUAAGGAGUUGCAGCAGAAAGACAAAAUCAUCGAGUCUCUCCGCACCAAACUAAACCAGCAUCAUCAUCAUCACCAUCAUCACGGCGGCCAUCGCUCCACGACGCCCUGCAGCAGCCACGCCCUCUCCGAGACCACCGACCAAUCGGAUCGCAUCUCCUACGUGUCCGAUGAGCAGGGCUCGACCAAUGAGGACCUGGAACUCUGCUCCGAUGGAGACGGAGCCAGCGAGCUCGGACAGGAGGAGACGCAGACUUCUGCAAGAGGAGGAACAGAUUGUCACUCUCUCAGUGGCAGCCUGUCCCGCCAUCCGUCUGUCCCUCCAUCCAUCACCUCCUCAUCCCACAGAACCCAGUCCUGCCUCAGCAUGCAGUACCCCGGCCCCCCCGGCCCCCCCGGCCCCCCCCUCAGAGCUGCUGCAGACCUGCACAGUCACACAGGGUUCUCCACCCCUCAGUCCAAACCUCUGCAGGGUUUGCCGUUGUUGUCCCAGCAGCAGACGGACUCUUCUGGCUUCCUGCCCUUCUCCUACCACGGAUACCAGCCGUCUCCUUUCAGCAGCGCCGCCAGCAGCAGCCUGGACGCCAGCCUGGCCAUGAAGGCCGGCGCCAGCCUGCUGGAGAGCAGUGCAUUGUGGGAUAUGGCGUACGGUACACGGUCGAUGAGAGUUGGAGCUGACCUGUCGUCAGGAUCCUCCGGUUACCAGUCAGGAACCAGCCACACAGGUUCGGACCUGAUGAAGGAACAUCUGAGAGAAAUCCGCAGUCUGAGAGAAAGACUGGAAGACUCGAUCCAGACCAACGACCGCCUCCGUCAGCAGCUGGAGGAGAGACUGGCUCGCACCGCCACUGAGAAAGGAGCUCCCACCAACAUCUACAUCCAGGGUCUGGAUUCAGUUGGUCAGCUGUCCAGUGAGAUGCGGCUGCUGAAAGAAGAAAACAUCAGUCUGCAGAACCAGCUGAAGCAAACAGAGAAAGAGGGCAGUAAGGAGGCGGAGCAGCUGAGGGAGGCGGCCAUGCUGGAUCGAGCUCGGCUGAAGGAGGCGGAGCUGGAGGCGGAGAGAUGGGCGGAGCAGAGCAGGAAGCUGCAGGCGGAUGCUGAAGCUCAGAGUCAAGAGAUCACACAGAUGAAACAGGAGAGACUGAAGAACCAGGAGAACAUCAACAGGCUGCAGCAUGAGGUGAGUGUCCUGCAGCAGCAGCUGUGUGAGAGCCGCAGUCUGCUCUGCUCGCUGCAGUGUGAGCUGCAGGUUUACCACAGAGUGUGCGGAGUGUCCCUGAACGCAUCGUCAGCUCAGACUGGUGACAUCAUCCAGCCAGGUGAACACACUGCGACCUUUGACCCCAGAGAGCUUCACAUCCAGCUGGAGCAGCAGCUGAGCGGACAGACGGACGCACAGCCUCGAGCCCGGAGACAACUCUUCAACGACAACGUUCCUUCCCCUCCUGUGAGAGAUACGGGACUCAUCAGUCCUUCCUCUCCGCUGCACACUGCUCUCAAACCUGCAGGUGGCGCCAGAGCUGCAGACAAAGCCUCAGCGUUGCAGGGUCAGGCUCCAGACGGCACUUUCUCUAACCGUCACGGCCGCCACGCAGUCGGACACGUGGACGACUUCAAAGCUCUGCAGCAGCAAAUCCUGGAGGGAGCCGCGCUCCUCCGCAAGAUGGAGGCGGCCGUGGGUUCCCUGAACGCAUCGCAGGAGUUCAGCCGUCAUCAGCCGUCAGACUCCGGCUCGGUCAGGAAGCUUCUGCUCGACACUAAAACGCUGCGACUGAUCCUGGAGGAAGCCGACUCGCUGCUGCGGAUGUUCUGGAGAGCAGCGCUGCCCAAAUCUGAGGAAAGCAAACCGGAUCAGAGUUUGAAGGAGGAAGUUGUUUCUCUUCGCCUGAAGAUGUCGGAGCAGGAGGAGGCUCUAAAGGACGCAAUGGAGAGACUGAAGAGCUCCAACCGCACCAAAGAUAGCAUGGAGCACUUUAUAGUCAACCAACUGUCGAGAACACGAGACGUUUUGCAGAAAGCCAAGACCAACCUGAAGGUGAAAACACAGGACGCUUCUGUGAGCUCGCCUUCUCUCCUGGUUGGAGUUUCAUGACGCCCCGGACUCCAUCUUCCUCCUCUUCUUCCACCUCCUCUUCUUCCUCCUCUUCCUCCUCUGUUGUCCUGGGACCAGCACACCGCCUGCUCCCCCUACAGGCAGCCUACCUGUAGUGCACCAGCCCCCCCUGUAAUCCUCACCAUCGUCUCCUGUUCACACUAGAAAAUGCUGGAAAUCCUGGUUCUCUUACUGGUUUGGAGUUUAGAGGGCUGAUGAAUGUGUUGCUGGUUAACGAAUGUGGAUGAUCGUCUUUGUUAUAUUUAACGGGUUCGAGUCUGUAAGUGUUGUGAGGUCGAGACUGCCAGUCGAAGUGUUGUGUUUUUUUAAACUUUUGUUUGGACCAGUCUGAGUUUGGCUGAAGUUGGUUCGUGAUUCAGAGCUUCUGAUUUGACUUUUUCAUUUUCCAUUCUCAAAAAUAAUGUCAAAUAAUGUCAAUAUGAAACAGUUUUAAAGUCUUUGACCUCUUGAUGUCACUUUUAGACCAUUUAGACAGGUUUUAAAACCGUCUUUUUGUGUCUUUUAUAUAACAUCUCAUCCCUUUACGACACACAUAAAAACAUAAAAUUCUCCUUUUUUGAAUUGAGAAUCAGAAGCGCUGAGUCAAAAUCCAACUUUAGUCUUGUACUUCAGCAGGGAUUCAAGAAACAAAAAAAAAUCCACUUGAUGCCAGCAGGAAUAUGGGAGGUAAGGGAGGGGAAGGAGAAGGGGGGGGGGCUUAGAAAAAAAGCCAAAACCAAACUGCAAAGUGCUUCCUCAGCCUCUGUUUGAGGCUCGUCGUUCGCCGUUAGUGUUUAGCCGAUAGAUGAUAGAUGAUAGAUGAUAGAUGAUAGAUGCAUGUGGUUUGAGCAGCUUGUGGAAACAAAGCCAUACUCUCUGACGGUACAGUAGAUAUGUUUCUGUUUUGUCCUAAUUGUACUAAUUAGUAUGUCAUAAAAAAAUACACCAACUACUGAUAUCACAAGACAGAAAACAGAGCUACCAGUGGACAGUUUGGUGAGAAGCUGGUAGAUGAUGUUCUCUGGUAUUUAUUCAAAAUUUUAGCUUCUUGUCUUCAAACUCCUGACUUUGACUGCUUUAAAUAUAGAGCCAGUUUAUUGCAGAUAUUUAAAUAACAUAUGGGUCCAACCCAAUUUCUUCCUGCUGAAACACAGAUCUGUAGCAUUGGAAAGCCUUCUCACUUCUCAGUAAACCAGUGUUAAUAAAAUAAAAUGAAUAAAUAAAACAAACAAGCACAUGUUGCAGAGCGCAGUUUUCAAGACGCUCGGCAGUUUUCGUGUGAGAUGCCUUCAAUGACCUGUCUGAUAAUCGGAAUUUUUGAGUGCACGGUCCAAAAUAAAAAGAGAUGACAUUUCAUUUAUGUAAAACACACAAAUGGACCACACUUUUAUUUUGUUUUUUUUUAUCCUUUAGAUGUUUUUAUUUUCUAUCUUUUUAAUGUAUGAAUUUCCCUGAAGAUGACAAUCACUUUUAAGGAAUUUAAUCAAAAGAGGAACAUCUGUAUGUGAGGAUUGUUUUCCUCACAAUUAUCUGCAGGAUUUGUGACGCUCACUGUGGAAAUGAACUUUUCUGACAUUUGGUCUUUUACACUGGUUUUUCCCGUAUUUGUUUGCUUUAUUUCUUUAUCUCUCUGUACAGUAGGUUGCCUGUCUCCCCCUUUGUGCAUGAACUAUGGAUUCACUGCCCUCUAAUACUUUUACUGAAAUAUGCAAUUUUUUGGGUUACUGUGCAAUACUAGCCUCCAUGGUUGCUUUGUUUUUGUUAUUUUAGGCCUGGUAUUAAAGUGCCAUGUCACCUGUUUUAGCUCUGAAGCUAAAUUGAUUUAAACAAACUUACUUUUAAUGAAUAUUUCCUGUUUCUGACAAUCAAUCUGAAGCCCAGUUUUAAUGCCCGCUCCUUUUCGGCUUAUAUGAAUCAAAGUUUUAUAUAUUACAAGGCAAAGUAACAGCGUCAAAGUACACUGUAAUGAUAUAUUUAUGAAGCAAUAAGAUCAACCAAAGUGAUGUUUUCAAAUCAGGUGUAAUAUGAUCUUUUUUUGUGUAAUUCCCCACAGGUCAAAGGUCAAACUUGAUGUCUUUUUCUUAGUGUCAGUGUGGUGUAAGGAGCCACGUCUCAUGUAUGUACAUAUUAAAGGGAGUGUGAACAUCAAUGCAAGUUUUUUGUUGCCGUGAGAGAAAGAAAUGGUCUUCAGUCUAAAGGCCAGCUGUAUUUUUAUGCAUGUUCUCUUUAUUAAAAAUGUUUUGGGGUAAAAAGUAAAGAACCUUUUCAAUAAAAGGGGACAAAACCA